GCAAUAACAUCGUUUCUUUCACACCUUACUGGGUUUCUAUUUUUUUUCUUUUUUUCUCUUGGCGUACUUCAGCUCGACAUACUGAUAUGAUAUCCGGUGGCCGUGAAUGUAGCCACGUGCAGUAGGUACCUAUGUAAGUGAGCGUGACUCUGGUAAAAAACUAUGGCUUCAUGUUAACUUUCCCUGCGGUAUGUGACCAUGGCUUUUAUCAAAUUCAGGUCUUUUUAAUAAAAUAUAUCAAGCAUCAACCAGCUAUCUACAUUAUAUUCCAAGCUUAUGUAUUCGCUGAUAGUUUUACAAUCUGUAUUAGGGGAUGGGGCUUCUAGAGGAGGAUAGAGGUAUUAAAUCCUAUCCUUCGCAUCUCACAUCUUCAGGUUACUCCGCAGCCAUCAGGCCGAAAUAAUCCACCAUCUCUUCCAAAUAACCCGCCAAAAUACCCUAUUCUAAUGGAGCCAUCUCCUUUACGGCCACAUGACAAUAAUGCCGAUAUCAUGUUUGACCAUGGGCAUUCAUUGGAAAUAAUUACCACUCUUCAAACGAGGCUUGAUGACUGCUUGUUAGGUAACGAGACUGGCAAGCAAUUCAUCCCCGAUGGAACACUGGAGCGGAUACUAGACGAGAAUACUGUCGGUCGCGUGUUGUCAGAACUAUCUAUUCUCCGUGAUAAACUUCCAGAUGGCCCUAAAAAUUAUGCACGUAAGAUCUGUGGUCAGAACCCUCCCUUUCGAAAGAUAUUGGCGUUGCUUCUUUUAACAGACAUACCCGAAGCGAUCGUACCGUUCGUGGACCUUGGAAUUGAUGACCUAGCUCUUCCCAUGCCAGACCCGAGAAUACUCCUGUCAUAUGAACUAUCGGGCUCCUGUGAUGAUGAAGAUGCUGCUGUUUGGAAUGAGUGGAAUUCUCUAGCUGACUCACAGCUAAAACGAUCUGAUCUACGCAAUAUAUACGUGAGGCAAUGGUGUCUAUUAUCACCACGUUUCAUCAGACGAGAUAGUAUCCCUCAUUAUAUAUUCACACACGACUAUAUUCUACCCUUCCUUCAGAAUGGGUUCGAUUCACCUGGUGGCGCUAAGCUAUCGUAUCCGUUGGACGAAUCGGUUAGAAACGGUUCCUUCAGCCAGGUUCGAAGGGUGAAGAUUCAUCCAAAUCAUUAUGACUUUGGCGAUUAUGGGAUCAGCAACCCAGAUCACCAGUUUGCGGUGAAGAAGCUAUGGACACCCGACUAUGAAGAUUUUGCCCAGGAGAUUGAAGGAUUCAAGCGUCACUGGAGGUCUCAUAUCAACAUAGUUCCGCUUUUGGCAACAUAUGAGAUUAGGGAGACGGUUGCCGACGAGCCCCUAAGAAGUUAUUGCAUGAUCUUUCCUUGGGCGACGGGUGAUCUGAGGUCUUUUUGGGAGAUGAACGAAGAGCUCGUCGGGGAUAUCAAGGUCCUUCCAUGGUUUGCUCGUGAGUGCUAUGAAAUUGCUAGGGCGCUCUCAUGUAUCCACGGAGACACUCGCCACCCAACAGAUAAUACAGAUUCUUUCGGAAGGCAUGGAGACAUAAAGCCAUCGAACAUUCUUUGGUAUCCGAACGCGUGCGCUAAAAGCACAAGUGAUCUCGGGAAAUUGGUUCUGUCAGAUUUUGGACUGGCAGACUUCCACCGUGCUACUUCGACGACGAGUUCAAGAACAUCGAGUCUUCCUAGGUCCAUGACUUACCGGGCUCCAGAAUUCGAUACGACCAAAGUGAUAUCGCAAGCAAUCGAUAUAUGGUCCUUGGGAUGCACUUUUCUAGAGUUCAUUACCUGGUUCCUCAAAGGGAGCACCGCGGCUCGGGUCGAGUUCCCUGAACAUCGCAUGGAAAUCGACAUCUAUGGCAUCAACGCCGAUACAUUUUUCACUUUUCAACAUCAUCAAGGCCAAAUAAAUGUUCUUCUUAAGCACCAAGUCGUGACUUGGAUUGAAGGUCUCCGCAACGACAAGUCAUGUAACGGAUAUCCAAGGGACUUUUUGGACAUGAUUCAGUACGACAUGCUUGUCGUUAAUUGCUCGGAUAGACGAACGGCUGCUGAAAUAUUUCGGAAACUUGGAGUAUUGCGGUUGCAAUGUGUGGGUGAUGUUGAUUCUUAUUAACUAGGUCCAUCGGAUCACUCGAGUUUGGCUACGUCGAAGUAUCCUACGCCAACCAUAGACGGGGAAAUCAACAAAAAAGGGGAGGGAGCGAAAACGAUUCCUUAGAAAAAUAUCCCAUUCCCAUUAUAUAGUAGGUAUUAAAAAAUCCUUAAUCCUAUUACAAAUUGUA
Daldinia vernicosa is the source of this 2283-nucleotide messenger RNA. Its product is annotated as kinase-like domain-containing protein. NCBI's taxonomy places the organism in Eukaryota, Fungi, Ascomycota, Sordariomycetes, Xylariales, Hypoxylaceae. The record is from RefSeq and is a predicted model, not a curated record. Gene Ontology annotation, biological process: peptidyl-threonine phosphorylation; peptidyl-serine phosphorylation. The coding region runs from base 447 to 2114 and encodes 555 amino acids. Gene Ontology annotation, molecular function: protein serine/threonine kinase activity; ATP binding. The transcript has 2 exons.